This is a messenger RNA of Bombina bombina (fire-bellied toad), 4130 nucleotides long. RefSeq names its product microtubule associated protein 7 (gene MAP7). The record is from RefSeq and is a predicted model, not a curated record. Lineage: Eukaryota; Metazoa; Chordata; Amphibia; Anura; Bombinatoridae. The coding region runs from base 31 to 2349 and encodes 772 amino acids. The transcript is spliced from 19 exons. Gene Ontology annotation, cellular component: microtubule cytoskeleton. Gene Ontology annotation, biological process: microtubule cytoskeleton organization.
CAGCUCCUGGGUGACGUCAGCUUGUGAGACAUGGCGGAGAAACAGCAAAUGCAACAGGAGCUCAAGAAAGCACAGAAAGAGGGGAGCGGGAUGAACCCUCAACCUGCAGCUCCUGAUGCAUCUCAGACAAAAGUUCAAGAGAAAAAGGUAGCAUCGUCCAGCCGUCCCAUCUCUGCCGCUCAGGGACAAACAGGAAAGGAGAAUGUUGUAUAUAAGUCAGAAACUCAUGUGCUUCAUAAGGUUGAUGAGAGACAAAGACUUGCUCGAGAACGCAGAGAGGAAAGAGAAAAACUUAUAGCUGCCAGAGAAGCAUUAUGGUUAGAGAAAGAAUUAAGAGCACGACAGCACUACGAGAAGCAACUGGAGGAGCGCAAAAAGAAGCUGGAGGAACAGAGACUCAAAGAAGAAAGGCGCAGAACUGCUGUCGAUGAGAAAAGAAAGUUAAAACUAGAAGAGGAGAAAGAACGCCAUGAAGCCGUAGUAAGGAGAACAAUCGAAAGAAGUCACAAACCAAAGCAGAAGAACAGCAGGUGGUCAUGGGGAGGUGCACUGCAGAGUAGCACAACCAUAAACAGCUCAGGUUACUUUGUUGAAUCACCUUUCACCACUAUCGAUAUAGAUGAUCUGACACACAGUUUCCAAGCCAAGGGUGGUUUUAAGAGAAGGGAUCCAGACAGGCGGUCAGUUUCAACAAUGAAUCUAUCGAAACAUAUCGAUCCUGUUAUUAGCAAGCGACUCUCCACUUCAUCAGCAACAUUACUUAAUUCUCCAGACAGAGGUCGCCGACCGCCACUCAGUCCAUGGGAGAGCAGUGUUGUUAGCCGCUUACUGACGCCCACUCACUCGUAUCUGGCCAGGAGUAAAAGUACCGCUGCCCUAUCAGGGGAUGCAGCAUCUUGCAGCCCCAUCAGCCCUCAGCCAAACAAGAGUCCAAUCAGUAAAAGUUCAGAGAGACCAAAGCUCUUUAUCACAACACCAGAAGCCAUUGCACGACGAAAAACAACUCAUUUUGCAGGAUUUGUUAGUGUGGAGAAGAAAGAAAAAGAGAAUGAGAGAGAGAAUGUAUUAUCAACACCUAUUUCCAACAUUAAAAGAGUUCCUUCCCCUUCCAUUCCUAAAGUCAAAUCACCAGCUCCUUUGCCUGCAGGGCUUGCACAUAAGUCUUCAUCCACUAGCACAGCCAAGCCAGCAGCAUCUCCUGCUAGUUCCAGCAAGGUUGUACAUACUCCUCAAAGACCGCCCUCACCAGGGAAUGUCAGACCAACCAAAAAAGACACGAAAGAAGAAAGUAAGCAAAAUAUAGAUGAGACGGAAGCUGGGUCACCCACUGAAAGUGUCAUUUCUAAAGAACCAUUGGGAACAGCUAGAGACAACAUUGAAAAAGAAAGCCCCACUGUUACAACCGUUGAGCCUGUACAAGAUGCUCCAGCAGUGCCUUCUGUUCCAGUGUUACCGUCACCUACCACAGCUAGCAAGACUUUUGCUGGAACCAACAACCCAGAAGAAGCAACUAGAAUUCUAGCUGAGAAAAGGCGACUUGCACGAGAACAGAGGGAGCGUGAGGAGCAGGAAAAGAGAGAAAAAGAAGAAGAAGAAAGGAAGAAAAAGGAAGAAUUAGCCAGAAGAAAAGCUGAAGAGCGAACUCGCAGAGAGGAAGAGGCACGAAAACAGGAGGCUGAAAGGAAACGGAGAGAGGAGGAAGAGCAACUGGAAAAAGAGAAGUUGCUUCAGCAACUGGCAGAGGAGAAAGAGCAGAAGGAGCGGGAGGAGCUAGAAAGACUACAAAAACAAAAAGAAGAGGCAGAUCGAUUAAGAAUAGAACGGGAAAAGCACUUUCAGAAAGAGGAGCAGGAGCGGUCAGAGAGGAAGAAGCGUCUUGAGGAGAUAAUGAAAAGAACAAGACGCAGUGAACCUGGAGAUAAGCAAACUAACGUGCAGAGGAAUGGAGAGUUACCACAAUCGACUGAAAAUACAGCCAAUACACCAACAUCCUUACAAAAAAUUCAGGAAUCCGAACUCUUUCAGAACACCAUGGAAACCCCUAGAAAUGGCGAGACCAUGACCCCCUCACAGAGGAUCAUAAAAUACCCACAGGACAGUGUUUUAAGUACAGACAACCAACCAAAGGAAAAUGGAUUAUGUGCACAAAACAACAACAACAAUUUUGAAGAGAUCAUAAAUUUACCUGUUGGAACUAAAGCAGUCCGACUGGAUUCUCUAAACAAUGAUGGGGACAGUAGCCAAGAGAUUCCUUUAAAACCAAUUUUAGCUUUUGAAGAAAAAGGGGCCCUAGUUUCUCUCCCCCAAGUAGAUAAUGUACAAACUCCACAAACAACAGAGGUCAUCUGAAAAAUUGGGCAUGAAGAACAGAAAAACCUAAAGCUCCAGGGAUUUUUCAAAGCUGUGAAGGAAGAUUUUUAUUUUGUGGGGUUUUUUUUUUGUUUUUGAACAAAUAAUCUCUGCCUCACCAACAGCUAAACGAACAUGUUUGGACCAGUUGCAGAAACUAUUUUGGCUGACUGAACUGCUAUGCUAUCAAAUACUGAUGUAGAUAAUUGAUUUUUAAUCCGCAUUGCUAAAAUCUUGUUUUUUUUGGCCCAAAAUGCUACUUCUGGCAAAAUCAACUGUUUUUACUACUGCAACAAAACAACAAAAACUCAUAAUUUGAGAUGGGAUGCGAUAUUUUAAGGACUCUUUAGUCUUAAACAUGAUUGUUUUAUCCACUAAUAAUCUUUUACACUGUACAUGUUUAAUACUUGAAUAUAUAUCCUCAUUGACCUAUUUGCAGGGCUAAUGGGGUGUUUGGUUUAAGCCAGUUGGUUUAAAUAUUAUUGCUGAGAACUCAUUUAGAGGGGUUUAUAAUACAUAGGCUUCUGUAUCAAGUUCUCUCAAAUGCAAUUACGUGGGCAUCCUAAUUAUCAAACUUGAUAUGUUUCUUAUUUUCUUUUAAAGUAAAAAGUAGCGAUCUUAACAUUGCUGAGUAUCAUGAAGAAUAUAGCUGUACUUGUUUUAUUUUUUAGACUAAAUGUUUAUGAAUUAUUGUCAUAUAGUAAAUUAUACCAUAAACCAGAUUUUAUUAUAUACAGUUCUUUAAUGGUCGUCAAAAGAUAAAAUCUAAAAAAGAAAAAAAAAUGAUUGUAACUGUAUUGUUUUGCUGCUUUUUCCUAUAGGUUUCCCUUGCCUUAUUACAUUUUAAACACAUAAAUAAAUUGAGGGAUAUAUUAAAAAAUAAAUAAAUUAAAAAAAAAAGACACGUGGGUUUGCUCGUUUCAGAGCAAAAAUAAAUAAAGAUUAUUGGUUUUUUUAUGAAAGGGUUUCAGCUUAUUUUAAACCUUUUGGUGUGUCAUUUUGCUAUUAAAUAUUUAUCUUUAUUUCUUCCCACAUAAAAAAGAUAUUUUUCACACUAACUCACAAAAAUAUUCUUAUUCUUGAUAACUGCCCAAAUUUGCACUUUUUUUGUGAACUCAUAAUUCUAAUUCACUUAUUAUUUGUAUUGAAAUAAUUUAAUUCUUAAAAGAAAUAUUAUGAUAUGCACUCAGGGUGAAGAGUGACUGAAAUACUCCUAGGCCUGAAAAUUUCCAUUCAAGCCCAUAGACCCUUGGGAAAAGGAAUAUUUUAAGGAGCUCAUACCCAGGACACAAGUUGGUUAGUUGAAAUGACUGAAUCAUGUAAAUUGCCUAUUUUUACUCCAGCAGGGAUAUAAAAAAAAAGUAGGCCUUUUUUGGAUUGUUGAGGCAGCGGUGUUUGGAAUAACAGGUUUAGGCCACAAAUGUUAUAUUUUCUUUUCUUUUUUUUCUUUUUUACAUUUUACAGGGUGUACCCACUGCUGCAAAGGAAACUUGUUGAUAACAACGUUACAAUAUAAAGAUGUAUCAUUUAUUACUGUAAUAUGUUUUAUUUUUAAUUCAAUGAGGGGUAAAAUGUCAGAAAAACAAACAAACAUUCAGUUCAAAUGUUUCAGGCACAUUUGGAAAUGUAAUACACUGAAUGACCAAUUGUUUUUGUUGUUUUUUUUUUUUAAGUCCUUAUGUCCAUGUAUAUAGAAGUUCUAUUUAAAAAGAAAAGGUUCAAAUGAUGUAGUUUUUAUUCUAUAUAGCAUGUUCUUAAUGAAUAAAAUCUGUUUGAAGUAA